UGCAAGAUGGCGAUAAAGUCUUGAUUGAAAUAAUAAUAGACAAAUGGGUGGAGGUGAAGAAAACAGGUGUUAGUCUGGUAUGGGACAAAUUUAUGAACGAAAAUAUGAUUGAUUACCAUCUUUGUGCGUAUGAACGACGCCCAUCUCAAAAUCUGGUCAAUGAUGAUGACAUCAUUCAUGUUGAAGAUGAUCAUGACAUGACAAAAUCACCAGACUUUUCAAAAUUCCCAAAUCUCGAAAAGUUGAUAUUGAAAGGUUGUGACAACUUGUUUAAGGUUCACUCAUCCAUCGGGGAUCUUGGAAGACUUUCUUUGGUAAAUCUUGAAGGCUGCAUCGACCUAAAGGAUCUCCCGCUGACUUUCUAUAAAUCCAAGUCUAUUGAAACUCUUAUGCUGAAUGGUUGUUCAAGAUUUGGGAACUUGGCUGAUGGCUUAGGGGACAUGGCAUCAUUGACAAUUUUGGAAGCAAAUAAGACAGGCAUCAGACAAAUUCCAUCUUCCAUGGUAAAAUUGAAGAAGUUGAGAAUUUUAUCUCUAUCUGGCUGCAGUUUAACUGAGGAUGCAAUCCCUAAGGAUCUAUGUAGCCUAAUUUCCUUAGAAGAUCUGCUUCUUGAAGCCAAUAAAUUUCGUAGCCUGCCAAGUCUCGCUGGUCUUUCAAAGCUCAAGGUCUUGUGUGUAAAUGCAUGCAAAUUUCUUCGUGCAAUCCCAGAUUUACCAACCAAUUUGCAUGUUCUGAAAGCAAAUGACUGCCCAGAAUUGGAAACAAUUCCAGAUUUUCAAAAAUGUGGAAUAUGAGAGAAUUGUAUCUAAGUGAUUCGUUGAAACUCACUGAGGUUCCAGGCUUGGAUAAAUCAUUAAACUCCAUGACAAGGAUUCAUAUGGAAGGCUGCACCAAUCUCACUGCCAGUUUUAGGAACAACAUCCUACAGAGAUGGACUUCUUGCGGAUUUGGUGGAAUUUAUUUGAAUGGAAUUUAUGAUAUUCCUGAGUGGUUCAAAAUCCCCAAUGAUGUGGGCUAUAUCGUCUUCAUUGAAGUUCCUCAAAGAAACAUGGGUCGUGAUUUAAAAGGGUUGACUAUAUGCUUCGUUUACUCUUCAUACAGGUCAAAACUCGUAGAUUCUGAAGUUCCUAUUUGCAUUAUUGUUAGAAAUCUUACCAAACGAACUGCUUUGCACACCAAGAUAGCAUUUGCCUCCUCAACAACUUACAAAAGACCAGAAGACCAUUUGUUUUGGUGGACACUCGGACAAAGUACUGCUUUGCACUCCCGGAUAGCAUUUCCCUUGGUAGAAACUUGCAGUAAACCUGAAGACCAUUAUCUUUGGCAGGGACAAUUGUCAAACGAUGUGCUCCGUUUGGAAGGCGGGGACGAAGUCCUCAUUCUUGUAAGGCCUGAUGAUGUUGACUUUGUGAGAGUGAAGAAGACAGGGGUUCAUCUAGAAUGGGACAAAGUCAUGAAGGAAAAUAAAUCGGAUCGUCAUUUGUAUGAUUGGGAAACAAAUGGGGAUUUUUGAGGGGAGUUGAUGAGUCCAUUUCAAGAAAUUGUUGUCACUGAGAUGAAUGGUAACCGUACUGAGCAA
Molecule: messenger RNA, 1579 nt
Organism: Prunus mume (Japanese apricot)
Lineage: Eukaryota; Viridiplantae; Streptophyta; Magnoliopsida; Rosales; Rosaceae
Source: RefSeq, a predicted model, not a curated record